Molecule: messenger RNA, 993 nt
Organism: Ichthyophthirius multifiliis
Lineage: Eukaryota; Ciliophora; Oligohymenophorea; Hymenostomatida
Product: RNA binding motif protein 34, putative
Exons: 2
Molecular function (GO): RNA binding
Source: RefSeq, a predicted model, not a curated record
AUGAGUGAAUCAUUACUUACAAAUUUGUUAUAAAAUUAAAAUAAAAAAAGCUUAAAAUUAUAAUAAGUUAGUAAUCUUUUUGAUAAGUAAAUUACAUAAAUAGUUUAACCUACAAUAUAAGAAUAAAACUAAGAUAAUUAAUAAUAAUAAGAAAUAGAUUUAGAAAAAUUAUAAAAAGAGGAAGAGUAAAGAACUGUUUUUGUAGGAAAUAUACAUAUAAAUGCAAAAUCUAAAGAUAUCUAAAAAAUAUUUAAGUAAUAUGGAAAAAUAGAAAAAAUAUGGUUCCGUUCAAUUCCAGUUGAAAAAAGUAAAAUUGGAAAAAAAGCUGCAAUAAUGCUAAAAUAAGUAAAAUAUGAUUAAUAGCAAAAUUAAUAAUUUUUUAUUAAAAAAGUAUAAAGAAGAUAGAGCUGGAUAAAAAACAGUAAAAAAAAUAUAUAUAUUAAUUUAUUUUUAAAUUUAAAAAAGCUUGAUUAUACAAAAACUAUUUUUAUAGGAAAUCUUCCUUUUUAAAUUACAGAAGAAGCAUUAAGAAACCAUUUUAUUGAUUGUGGAAAUAUUUAAAACUUAAGAAUUAUUCGAGAUCCUUAUACCCAUAAUGGAAAAGGCUUUGGUUAUAUAUAUUUUGAGGAUAUUUUGAGUUUUAAAAAUGCCUUGCUAAAGAAUGGAAGCCUUUUAGAAAAAAGAAGUAUAAGGGUAAAGAAAGCAGUGCCUGAGAAAAAAUUAAUUAAAAAAUAAAAACAGAGAGACUCUAAAAACUAAGAAUAUGCUAUUUAGAGGUUAAAAGUAAAAGAAUAGAGAUAAAAUGAGUAACAAUAGUUUUAUUAAAAUAAAAAAAGAUUUGUAAAGAAUAAUAACUUUUAAAAAGAUAAAAAUGUUUUUAAUAAUACAAAUAAAAAGUUUCUACCAAUUCAAAAGAAAGUAAAUAUUUAUAAAAUAUUAUUACUUAUUUAAUAAAAAUUUAAAAAAAAGAUUUUUAAACCUAAAAAUAAUUGA